AUGGUGGUACAAGUGAGAGCUAAGAAAAGUGAAAAGAAAUACCACUUUCUCGAAGAACAUUAUAUUAGAUAGUUGAAGUAUCUGAUUGAAGAAUUUCCUUUGAUGUUUAUACAUCCCAAAGUCGGAUAGAGUUAUCAUCACUACCAGAAGCUAAUGUAUUUCUAUCAGGGGAGAAAUUGA
Molecule: messenger RNA, 180 nt
Organism: Paramecium octaurelia
Lineage: Eukaryota; Ciliophora; Oligohymenophorea; Peniculida; Parameciidae
Source: the annotation of a GenBank genome assembly